Dermatophagoides farinae (American house dust mite) is the source of this 1782-nucleotide messenger RNA. RefSeq names its product Molybdenum cofactor synthesis 1 (gene Mocs1). NCBI's taxonomy places the organism in Eukaryota, Metazoa, Arthropoda, Arachnida, Sarcoptiformes, Pyroglyphidae. The record is from RefSeq and is a predicted model, not a curated record. Gene Ontology annotation, molecular function: 4 iron, 4 sulfur cluster binding; GTP 3',8'-cyclase activity; cyclic pyranopterin monophosphate synthase activity. Gene Ontology annotation, biological process: Mo-molybdopterin cofactor biosynthetic process.
UUUUUAAAAGCCAAAAUAUCUUGUGAUCAAUGAAAUCAUUGAUUUGAUAAAAAUCACGAUUUCUAUUGUCACAGUCGCUGUGUACAUAUGUCUGUGUUUCGAGAUCAUCGAUGUGAUUGAUAUAUUUAUAAAAUGAUGACGCCUUUUCGUACAUCAUUGAAAUAUGUGACCAAAGAAUCUUUGAUUCUUCACCGGUCAUUAUCAUCAUCAUCAUCAGCAUCAUUAUCAUCAUUAACGAAACAAAAACCAAAAACAAACAAUGAUGCUAAUUUUCAACCAUUAUUGGAUACAUUUGGACGUCGUCAUGAUUAUCUUCGAAUUUCAUUAACGGAAAGAUGUAAUCUUCGUUGUCUUUAUUGUAUGCCCGAAGAAGGUGUACAACUUUCACCUAAAUCUAAUCUCUUGAAUAAUGAAGAAAUUUAUCGUAUGGCAAAUUUAUUUGUUCAUCGAUUUGGUACGAAAAAAAUUCGUUUUACCGGUGGUGAACCAUUAAUUCGUAAUGAUAUUAUCGAUAUCAUACAGAAUGUUUCGAAAUUAAAAUCAAAUGGAUUGGAAAAAAUUUCCAUCACAACCAAUGGAAUUCUAUUCGCACGUUAUAGUUCAAUGCUUCGCCAGGCUGGUCUUGAUUCUGUGAAUAUUAGUUUAGAUACAUUGAAUUCUGAUCGAUUUCAAUUAAUUACACGUCGAAAUGGUCUUGCCAAAGUAAUCAAAUCAAUUGAAGCAGCUUUACGUGAUGAUUAUGAUUCGGUUAAAAUUAAUUUUGUACCCAUACAAGGCCUUAAUGAUGAUGAAAUUGAAGAUUUUAUCCAGUUGACUAAAGAUUCUAAUUUAGAAAUUCGUUUCAUUGAAUAUAUGCCAUUCGAUGGUAAUCGUUGGCAUCCAGAUAAAAUGAUUAGUUUCAAACAAUUAAUCAAUCGAAUUCAAUCACGAUUCAAUGUUGAACGUCUUCCAUUACGUACAAUACAUGAUACAGCUGUAUUAUAUCAAGUUCAAGGCUAUGUCGGUACAAUUGGAUUCAUUAAUUCAAUGACCAAUGCAUUCUGCGCCGGUUGUAAUCGUGUACGUUUAACAGCUGAUGGACAUUUAAAAGUUUGUCUAUUUGGUAAGGAUGAAUUAUCAUUGAAACAAGCCAUUCAUAAUGGUUUAAAUGAUGACGAAAUCGAUGUAUUGAUACGUGAAGCCGUGAAACGAAAGAAAAAACAACAUUCCGGUGCAUUGAACAUUGCCAAAGAUAAUACCAAUCGGCCAAUGAUAUUGAUAGAUCAACGAAAAUUUCUUUCCACAUUAUCGUCGUCUUCGAAUGAUAAAAAUUUCACUCACAUUGAUCCAAAUGAUGGACAAGUUAAAAUGGUAAAUGUAGGUGAAAAGUCUUCUACACGAAGAAUAGCACGUGCACGUGCACGAAUCGAAAUCGGCAGCGAUGUUAUGAAUAAAAUUGAAUACAAUCAAAUCGGUAAAGGAAAUGUAUUGACAGUGGCUAAAAUUGCCGGAAUAAUGGCAGCAAAAUCCACUAGUAAUCUAAUACCAUUAUGCCAUCAAUGUCCAUUAGAUCGGGUUGAUGUACAAUUUCAUUUGGAUUAUUCAAAUGAAGAAAUCAUUGUCGAAAGCAUCUGUGAAACAACAUGGAAAACCGGUGUCGAAAUGGAAGCAUUAAUGGCCGUUUCGAUUGCUUCAUUAACCAUUUAUGAUAUGUGUAAAGCAUUGAACAAAUCAAUUGUAAUUAGAGAUUGUUGCCUAAUGGCUAAAACUGGUGGAAAAUCCGGUGAUUUUAAUCGUGUAUAA